This is a messenger RNA of Mesocricetus auratus (golden hamster), 2205 nucleotides long. RefSeq names its product solute carrier family 25 member 43 (gene Slc25a43). Gene Ontology annotation, biological process: transmembrane transport. Bases 87 to 1094 code for a protein of 335 amino acids. The transcript is spliced from 5 exons. Lineage: Eukaryota; Metazoa; Chordata; Mammalia; Rodentia; Cricetidae. The record is from RefSeq and is a predicted model, not a curated record.
GGGCGGGGCCUGGCCGGACUUCUCUGCCGGUGGCCCGCGAGCCCCGGGCACCAGCCACGAGGUGGCCUGCGAGGGGCUGGGUGUCGAUGGCUACGUGGAGGCGGGAUGGCCGGCUAACCGGCAGCCAGCGGCUCCUGUGUGCAGGGCUGGCGGGGGCGUUCAGCCUCAGCGUCACCGCGCCCCUGGAGCUCGCCACCGUGCUCGCCCAGGUCGGCAUGGUGCGAGGCCACACCCAAGGGCUGUGGGCCGCGGGACGCCAAGUAUGGCUGACUGAGGGGCCCAGAGCACUGUGGAAGGGGAAUGGCGUGGCGUGCCUGCGUCUCUUCCCCUGCAGCAUGGUGCAGCUGACUGCCUACAGAAAGUUUGUUGUGCUGUUCAUGGAUGACCUGGGCCAUAUUUCCCAGUGGAGCUCCAUUGUGGCCGGAAGUCUGGCAGGCAUGGUUUCCAUGAUUGUCACAUACCCUACAGACCUCAUCAAAACCCGGCUGAUUGUGCAGAACAUGCUGGACCCAUCUUACAGAGGGCUUAUCCAUGCUUUUUCUACUAUUUAUCAUCAAGAAGGGUUCCUGGCCCUUUAUCGAGGGGUGUCCCUCAGUGUUUUAGGUGCUGUUCCCUUCUCUGCUGGCUCACUUCUAGUUUACAUGAACCUGGAGAAAAUCUGGAAUGGACCUCGGGACCGCUUCUCUCACCUGCAGAACUUUGCCAAUGGCUGCAUGGCUGCUGCUGUGAGCCAGACUCUUUCCUUUCCCUUUGACACCGUGAAGAGAAAGAUGCAGGCUCAAAGUCCUUAUCUUCCCUACUGUGGAGGAGUAGAUGUCCAUUUCACAGGAGCAGUGGACUGCUUCCGGCAGAUAGUGAAGACCCAUGGGGCACUGGGGCUCUGGAGCGGCCUGACAGCUAACUUACUAAAGGUAGUUCCAUAUUUUGGAGUUAUGUUUAGCAUGUUUGAGUUCUGUAAGAGAAUUUUUCUUUAUCAAAAUGGUUACAUCCUGUCCCCACUGACCUAUAAAUUGACUCCAGGGGUGGACCAAAGUUUGAAGCCCCAAGAGUUACGGGAAUUAAAGAAGUUCUUCAAACACAGAAAACUGGAAUAAAAAAACCCAACUCUGUAAAGCUGCUGGAACUUCCGGUGUUGCGGCAGUCACAGAUGAACAUGUGAACAUCAGGAGGAAUGGAAGUGUACUUUUGCCUGCUGCUCUUGGAAAUGAGACCACUAGGCCAUACAUCACUUCAGAACCCCAAAUUUUCUCUGUGGAUACCUGUACCUUGAAAAGCUUUUCUGGGGCUGGAGAGAUGGCUCAGAGUUUAAGAGCACUGACUUGCCCUUCCAAAGGUCCUGAGUUCAAUUCCCAGCAACCACAUGGUGGCUCACAACCAUCUAUGAUGAGAUCUUGUACACUCUUCUGGCCUGCAGACAUACAUGCAGGCUGAAUACUGUAUGCAUAAUAAAUAAAUAAAUAAAUCUUUUUUAAAAAAUUAACCUUUAAAAAAAGAAAGAAAAGCUUUUCUAACGCUGCUCUGUCACAAUGGCAUGGCAGCAGACUUUAUAAGGAGGGCUAUUGGCAAUCAGAUGUACAAUACACCGUCUGAGGAGGAACACCCUGGGAGGCAGCAUUGCUGCUACACUUCAGAGCAUCUUGUAACUAAAGUAGCAGAGCAGACAGCAUGUCACAAGCCCAGUCACGAGAGUCCAGGUGAGAGAGGUCAAGUUUCUCUCACUUUGACCUGUGGCUUCCCUACACAGACUUCUUCAACUCCUAACCACCGUGUAGGUUAGGCCUUAUCAAAAACCCCAAAUGAAAACUUUUUUUUCCCAAGAGGUGUUGCUCCAAAAUCCAGGCUACCCACAGAGACAUGAUCUUCCUGCCUAGCCUCCCAGACAGUGGAGAAUGCAAGUGUGUGCUGCAAUGCUCAUCUCUAGAACCCUCAUUCCUUAUUGCAUCAAGCACCCCAAACUUGGAAGCUUCAAGAAGGCAGUUUCCCCAUGACUUCUGAAAGAUGCACUGCCACCCUGACUCGUCAUGCAUGGUUCCAGCGGCCUUAAUUAUCUGCCUUUUACCUUGCUUUGUAAGCCUACUCUGAAAAUAAAUUAUUCAGCCAUCUUCCUUAUUCUCACAAUAUGUCCUAGUUGCCUAGAAAGGAUAGAUAGAACAUAUGACACAAUAUUCCCCCAUAUUACCAUGAAAUAAAAGUCCUUUAGGCUAA